UUGCAGCGAUCCUCCUGCCUCAGCCUCCUGAAUGCUGGGAUUACAGGCGUGUGCCACCACAUCCGGCCGCCUCAUUUCUCUAGCCACAGUUUGCUAGGCUGUCUCCAGGGCUGUGCAGUGCGAGCUGCAGGCUGAGCACAGCAGAUCCAGCCUUGGCCUCAGUCCCGCAGUGUCAGAAAGGCUGCAAGGUGGUUGCCAAGUCCCGCGCCGUCCUCUAGUACAGGUCUGUCCCCAGCAGGAACCUGUGUGCCAGCCGCCCCAUGAGAGCCCUGUGAGAAAGCUGCUCCCCCUCUCUGGCAUCACAGCUAACAUAGGACCCAGGUGCGGUGCCGGGUUGCCUCUGGUGGGGACUCCAGCCUGGACACCACCUGGAGCAGAACCCUGUCCUCCGGGUGCUGCAUUCAGGGCCUUGGCCUCUCCUUGCUCCGGAGUCAUGUGGGUGCCCGCUGUGUAUCUGAGAGAAGUGAAAGUGCCCUGCCUCUUGGUGUGGGGAGGAGCUUUCCCUCCCCUGCGCCCUUGGAGGAGCAGGGGCAGCUGGGUGAGCUAGGAAGGGAGGAGGAGGCCACACGCUGCUGGGCGUGGGGCGGCGGCUCCCAGGCCGGGCAGCCGGAAUCCGGCUGCUGGUGAGAGUCAGAGGCCAGGAGUGGUAGCGUGGGUCACAAAACCGAAACGGAGCAGCUAGAGAGGAUGAGGACGGUCCGGGUCUCCGGAGGAUGGGGAUGAGCUGUGAAUGGGCCACUGGAUAUGGCGAGCAUGCAGUGUCUCCUGGAGAGAUGGUUAGGGUGGGCUUCCUGCAGCUUCCAUCAGGUCUCCUUUUAACACGGAAUCCACGGCGAAGGUCACACUGUGGCUCAGACCCUGGAGCGGCUUUUCAGCGGUGUGGGCAGUUCCUCUGCAAGAGUCAAAAACUCACGAAAGCAGCACCAAGAUCCGGGUCGCCUGGACUUCAAAGCCCCGCCCAGCCUCCGGGAACUGGAGCCUGGCGCAGUCCGGCUGCCCCAGCGGGUGCGGCUCCUGAGCUCUGCUCCUGCAGGCCGCUCCGCCUCCUCCGCCUGGCGCUGCUGGGGCUGGGCGGCGCAAGAGGAGCCCGUCCCGCAAGACCUGUCCACAGAGGAAGUCAACGCGCUGCACCGUCUCCCGCCGAGCCACUAAAUCACCGCCUAUUGACAGAGGCGAGGUUUCUUAUCCAUUUCCGCGUGCCGAGGCGGAGAGGGUUUCCUGGCCUACACUCUCCACAUGAGGAAGCAGCUCAUAUGCACAAGAAAACAAUGCCAAGUUUUAAAGAUCCGUUUUUUCUCUGUGCCAAAGCAAGGCUGCCGAGUUGCAGAUACUGAUGCCCACAGCUGUAUCCUGGAUGCCCGAGUUAGGGCUGGGGUGCAGCUCAGGGGUGCGGCAUUGCCCAGCAUGCACCACGCCUUGGGUUCCACCCCCAGCACCCCAAUAAGAGGAUUAAAACAGUACUUAGCUUCUAUUACUGGCUUCUAAAGUGCCAGGGCCCUGGUGCAAAGGCAUGAACAACUCGUUGUUACUGUUUUAUAAGGAGCCCUCUCUCCUGGAGCUUUGGCAUAGUGGCACAGGCCUGUAACCUCAGCACUCUGGGAGGCUGAAGCAGGAAGAUCUCAGGUUCAAACUCAGCCUGUGAAACUUGGCAACUAAGUGAGAUCCUAUUUAAAAUAAAAAAAGACUGGGGAUGUAGCUCAGGGCAGAGGGCCUGGGUUCAACCCCAGUAUCACAAAAAAGAAAUUAUGUGGGUUCUAAAUCAUAGUAUCUAAGAUAUAUGAAAAAAGUGGGUUAAAUAAGCUAGUUCAUGGGCCACAUUUGUAUUUUACAACCUCUGGCUUAGUUCAUAGAGUUUCGCAUUUUACUAGAAAAUAAGAUAAUUUUAAGUUUAUGAAAACCUUUUUUUCCUUUUUGUAGUACUAAGGAUUGAAUCCUGGGCUGUUGUCAUGAAAACUUUUGUCAGUGUAAAAGUGCUAUGUGAAGCUGGGCAUGGUGGCCCAUGCCAUGAUGACACCAGCUACUAGGGAGGCUGAGGCACGAGCACUGCAAGUUUGGUUCUAGCCUGAGCAAUUCAGUGAGUAAAUCUCAAAAUAAAAGAUGAAAAGGCUGGAGAUGAGGUAGCAUGGCCCUGGGUUUGACCCCUGGUCCAGCAAAAACAAACAAAACCAAGCCAAGUGAAAACAAAACACAAAGAUAUCCAAACUAUACUACGCAAAAGACAAACUGAACAAUCUACUGUAUGUAGUAAAACUGUAUUGGAAAUAUAAAUGUGUACAUAUAUGUGAACCUAUGUUGAUCUGAGUAUUUUUUAAUUGGAAUUGAUUUUAAUGGAUAAAGUUAUACUAUAUUACCAAUGAAUUUAUAGUGCAUUAGUCAUAAUGCAUUUAUAUGUUAAUGAUUAUUACAGAUUAUACAUGUUACAUACCCAUUUAAAGUUCAUCAAAUUGAAUGAGAUCUUUCCCCAGUACAUAUGAAGUUCAAAUUUGCACGUGCAUUUUGGAGGCCCCCGUAGCAGAGGGAAAAUUCUAGUUUAGGGGGAGUUGAGGCAAAGGAGAAUGAGUCAGUGAUAGAUGCCACCGUCCCUGUAUUGAUCAGAGGACAAUCAUAGCUCAUUCUGCCCUAUUGGGAGUUCCAGCUCUUAUCUCGGGAAGAAUUCUUGAAGCUGUUCACUCUGGAGCUUAAUACUGUGUUGGAUAAUCUGCUUGUUUUCUCUCAUCAAGCAAUGAGACGACUAUAAUCUGGCUUCUCAUAUGAAUUAGUUUCCAGGGAGAGAAUGUGAAGGU
Chinchilla lanigera (long-tailed chinchilla) is the source of this 2783-nucleotide messenger RNA. RefSeq lists its product as uncharacterized. The transcript has 3 exons. Lineage: Eukaryota; Metazoa; Chordata; Mammalia; Rodentia; Chinchillidae. Bases 714 to 1334 code for a protein of 206 amino acids. The record is from RefSeq and is a predicted model, not a curated record.